AUGCCGUUCCACAUCCCGGCAGAAGGCGAGGUUGUGAACGGGGAGGGCGAGGGAGCAGCAGCCAGCAAAGUCGCAUUCUUCGGCGCCUGCGCAGCUCAAGCAAGCACACUACAUUGCCGACAAGAAGACCGAGUCGACGGCCGUCACGGCCAACACUGUUGCCCUGCGGCUUACCUCGCAUCCCCGGCCAACCCCAACAUCGUCCUCCACAAGCUUCACGGCUCCCUCCCACAACCCGUGCGUACCGGCACCCUGGCCGCCUAUUCGACUUGCACCGAACCUUGCGUGCUCAUUACCACCGAUAUCGCCUCCCGUGGUCUCGACGUGCCGUCGGUCGAGCUCGUCAUUGAGUACGACCCGGCCUUCAGCGCCGCCGACCAUGUGCACCGUAUCGGUCGUACAGCCCGUGCCGGUCGCCCCGGUAAAGCCGUGCUAUUCCUGCAGCCCGGAUGCGAGGAAGGUUACGUCGACUAUCUCACCACGGCGACAUCUGUUCCCAAAGCGGAAUCGUUCGAGGGCGUCUUGCACCGUGGCCUCGCGACGCACAUGCCAUUUCCCGUCGACACGGACGCCAAGCCAUCACCAGAGGACAGCCGCAGCUUCUCGCAGCGAGCGGAGGCUCUACAGCUACACAUUGAGCAGCGUCUGCUCAUUCCAUCAGGCGCGGCACUGCUCGAGGCGGCUCGCAAGGGCUUCCGUUCGCACGUGCGGGCCUACGCGACACACACCAAGGAGGAGCGGAAGUUCUUUGACAUUACCGAGCUGCACCUCGGACACACAGCCAAGAGUUAUGGACUGCGCGAGGCGCCGCAGGGCGUCGGACGUGGUGGGCACGAUGGCAAGAAGACGGCCAUGAAGGCGGCGGCGUCGAAGAAGAGGAAGCAGGGUGCCGGCGACUCGGCACGGGAGAGUCUGUUCGAUGCCGACACGGACCUGGCCGAGAUGGAGAGGAGGAUGAAGAUGAAGAUGAAGAGCGUCAUGAACAGCGCAAGCGAGUUCAACAUUGGAUAA
Verticillium alfalfae VaMs.102 is the source of this 1011-nucleotide messenger RNA. RefSeq names its product ATP-dependent RNA helicase DBP7. Gene Ontology annotation, cellular component: nucleus. Bases 1 to 1011 code for a protein of 336 amino acids. The record is from RefSeq and is a predicted model, not a curated record. Gene Ontology annotation, biological process: ribosome biogenesis. The transcript is spliced from 2 exons. NCBI's taxonomy places the organism in Eukaryota, Fungi, Ascomycota, Sordariomycetes, Glomerellales, Plectosphaerellaceae.